Rhineura floridana is the source of this 1561-nucleotide messenger RNA. RefSeq names its product neuferricin. Gene Ontology annotation, cellular component: endomembrane system; membrane. The record is from RefSeq and is a predicted model, not a curated record. The coding region runs from base 81 to 887 and encodes 268 amino acids. The transcript has 4 exons. NCBI's taxonomy places the organism in Eukaryota, Metazoa, Chordata, Lepidosauria, Squamata, Rhineuridae.
UCUCCGUUGCUCCGCCCACAGCGUCUUGAGAGGGGACACUCAUAGCUCCUCCCCAUCUGAAGCUGUCCAAUCUGCGCCUCAUGCUGCGAGGAGCGCUUGCAGCCUUGGCUGUGGGCUGGGCGGCCGCCUGGCUUUGGGGUCGCGGGUUCGAUCCCCGGGCGUGGCUGUGGCGGGAUGGUGGCGCGGAGCCGGUGCUGAGCGCCGCCGAUUUAGGCCGCUACACAGAGGCGGAGGGCGGCGCUGGGCUUUACCUGGCCGUGCUGGGGCAGGUCUUUGAUGUGCAACGGGGACGCAAGCAUUAUGGGCCAGGAGGGGCUUACAGCUUCUUUGCAGGAAAAGAUGCCUCCAGAGCGUUUGCAACAGGUGACUUCACCCCAGCUGGAUUGGUGGAUGAUAUUUCGGGAUUGUCACCAUCAGAAAUGCUAGCCAUUCAGAACUGGCUGUCGUUUUACAGGAAGAAUUAUGUGCCGAUUGGCAUGUGUAUUUUCUCCACUCUUGGAAAAGGGAAAGUGGCCGGGAGGUUCUACCAUGAAAACGGGGCACCCACCGAGGUCCUAGCACAGGCCCAAGCUCUCAUUGCAGAAGGGCAGAGGCUGAAGGCCCAGGAGAAUGAGAAAAAGAAGCAGUUUCCACCGUGCAACUCGGAAUGGAGCUCAACCGGAGGAAGUCGUGUCUGGUGUUCCAAGCAGAGCGGGGGAGUUAACAGAGACUGGAAUGGCGUCCCCAGGAAGCUGUAUGAGCCCGGAUCCAGCCGCAGCCAGUGCGUGUGCGUGAAUACAGAGGGACUUCCUCUUGAGCAGUCGUCAUCCACUGGGGUGGGCAAUCCUAACCUGCAAGAGUAUGAAGGGUGCCACCCACUGGCUGAGUGGUGUGCUUUAAAAGACUGAGCCGUUACCUGACACACACAAAACUUAAAUCAUGGUUUGGCACAAUGUCAUCUUGCAAACAACCAGCAAAACAGAAUCUGAAACCGUACUUUGAAAUGGCUUUGUAAACCAUGAUUUGAUAAAACUGUACCUGUAGCUAUUGCUAUGUCUACAGAAACUGCUGCUGAAUGAACUUGAGCAUCUCUAAACCAGUGUUUCCCUGGUUAGAACCUGACCCAUGCCUCCACACCAUGAUUCUCACCCCCUACCCUGCAACUCUCUAGCAAAAUUUAGUUACCCAUCUCUGUUGGAUCUGAUUCGCUGUGCUCCCUUGCAAGGAGAAAGAGUGACCUUAAUUCAUAUAUCAUGCAAAACUAUGGUUUAAUCAUACGUUAGAAUCUGAAGCUCAAGGAUUAUAUCUGCCCUGUGUCAUUCUUGGGGACAGUACAGAUAAACUUUACCACCAUCCUCACACGCCACCCAAAAAGGCCAUUACAUGGUGGCAUCAACUUUCACCCUACUGCACUAUAAAAUUAUUCCCCUUGGUGGUAUUGCCGCAGCGAUGAAUUUAGGGGACACCAUCAAAUUCAAGUAGGUUUCUUUAUUACAAGAAAUUACAUAGGCAUAUAAAUAUUGAAAAAAUACAUCGCUUUACGUGAAGAAAUGUUGCAGAAUAAAAAGAGUGAUUUACUAAA